This is a messenger RNA of Trifolium pratense (red clover), 2151 nucleotides long. Its product is annotated as serine/threonine protein phosphatase 2A 57 kDa regulatory subunit B' beta isoform-like. Gene Ontology annotation, cellular component: protein phosphatase type 2A complex. The record is from RefSeq and is a predicted model, not a curated record. Gene Ontology annotation, biological process: signal transduction. Gene Ontology annotation, molecular function: protein phosphatase regulator activity. Lineage: Eukaryota; Viridiplantae; Streptophyta; Magnoliopsida; Fabales; Fabaceae. The transcript has 2 exons. The coding region runs from base 177 to 1646 and encodes 489 amino acids.
AAUUUAAUGCGUAACUGAAGAAACAACAGAACAAAACACCUUAAUGCGAUUCAUUUUCCGCAUCGUCGUUUAAAUGCUUCAUCAUUCUUAAUUUUCCCCCAAAUUCAAUUUCUAGGGUUCUUUCCAUAUUCCUAGAAAUCACGCUUCCAUUACAAUUACAAUACAAUUCCUCCAAAAUGUUCAACAAGAUCAUAAAACGCGCUAACAAGAAAUCUGGAAAAUUAAUACUCCCUGAAGAUCCAACAAACAAUGCUCAACAAUUCUACGAAGUAGUUGUUAAACACGCAUCACGAAGUUCCACAUUCAAUUCUGAACCACCAAACCUACCUCCAAUUGCUCCUUCACCACCGCAUCAAACGGUAAUCGAAUCACUUCCUCCACUCAAAGAAGUUCCGGUUUCUGAACGUUCAUCACUUUUCAUCAGAAAAAUUCAACUCUGUUGUUUAAUCUGUGAUUUCUCAGAUACACUCAAGUUCAUUGUUGAAAAAGAAAUCAAACGUCAAACACUUUACGAACUAGUUGAUAUUAUUCAAAAUUCUUCGUUUCAAUUUACCGAUUUUCAAGAAGAUUUGAUCGCAAUGGUUUCUAUUAACAUUUUCCGUUGUUUACCACCUGCAUCACAUGAAAACUCAGGUUCCGAAACCGUUGAUCUGGAAGAAGAUGAUACGUAUAUGGAUCCAUCUUGGUCUCAUUUACAGCUUGUAUAUGAAAUUCUAUUGAGGUACAUUAUUUCGCCGGAGACAGAUAUUAAAAUCUCUAAGCGUUAUGUAGACCAUGUGUUUGUUUUAAAGCUUCUAGACUUGUUUGAUUCGGAGGAUCAACGCGAGCGUGAGUAUUUGAAGACGAUUCUUCAUCGGAUUUAUGGGAAGUUUAUGGUUCAUAGACCUUUUAUAAGAAAAGCUAUUAACAAUAUAUUCUAUCGUUUUAUAUUUGAAACGCAGAGGCAUAAUGGUAUUUGUGAAUUGCUUGAGAUUAUGGCUAGUAUUAUAAAUGGUUUUGCAUUGCCUAUGAAAGAGGAGCAUAAACUUUUUUUGAUUAGGGCUCUUAUACCACUUCAUAAACCUAAAUGUGUUUCGGCGUAUCAUCAGAAUUUGUCUUAUUGUGUUGUUCAGUUUGUUGAGAAAGAUGGAAGGUUAGCUGAUCCUGUGAUAAAGGGGUUGUUGAAGUAUUGGCCUGUUACGAAUUGUCAAAAGGAAGUUCUUUUUCUUGGUGAAUUAGAAGAGGUUCUUGAGUCAACUCAACCUCCUGAGUUUGUAAGAUGCAUGGUUUCUCUUUUCAGACAGAUUGGUCGGUGUCUUAACAGCCCUCACUUUCAGGUUGCUGAACGAGCACUCUAUUUGUGGAACAAUGAGCACAUUAUAAGCUUGGUCGCUCAAAAUCGGAAUGUUAUAUUGCCAAUAGUCUUUGAUGCUUUGGAAAAUAACAUGAAAAGUCAUUGGAACCGAGCAGUCCAUGGACUAACAGCCAAUGUGAGGAAGAUGUUUCUGGAGAUGGAUCCUGAACUGUUUGAAGAGUGUCAACAAAAGUACUUGGAGAAGGAAGCCAGGGCUGCAGAACUAGAAGAGAAGCGGGAGUUAACUUGGAAGCAAUUGGAAGCAGUGGCUGCACAGGCUGUUGUGACGGAUGAGAUGGUUUUGGUUAACUGAUGUGUUGGGCUGCAACUCUUUUUUCCACAUUGGUGAUUUAGCUGAAAUUUCAUUCCACUGCUGGAUUACUGCAAAAGUGAGUUGUAAAGGAAAAAAUCAUAAUUUUAUUUUAGUUACAGGUGUGAUGAACAAGAGGAGCAAAUCAAUGAGCUCGCGAAUCAUGUUUUUUGCUGAGCGAGGAAUAUAGAGGUGGCAUUCGGCAUAUAGAUAAAAUAGAACAGAACUAGAUUUUUUUUUUUUUUUUUUCUUUUUGGUUCCAUCGUUUUUAGUGGAACCACAAAAGUUACUACAUUUUUUAAUUUAUAUUCUGCUUUGUUAUACUUUCAGUAUGCAUAAAAUAUAGAACAGAACUCAUGUUCUAUUCUAAUACGUCUGACUAUCAAAGGCUACAUAGUGUUUGUCUUUGAUAUAUUCCUCCUUGUUUUUUGUUUCAUUCUUAUAUCCUCGAGUACUUAGGUUAUUUAAUUGUAAAUAUAACCUUCUAUUUUCCUUAGAUAAAGUUGUC